Molecule: messenger RNA, 3395 nt
Organism: Nicotiana tabacum (common tobacco)
Lineage: Eukaryota; Viridiplantae; Streptophyta; Magnoliopsida; Solanales; Solanaceae
Source: RefSeq, a predicted model, not a curated record
UAUCCGUUUAGAUAUCAAAUGCACUAAGGCUCAUUCUUAAGAUCUUCCGGUCUAUGCUGCCUAAUGGCGCAACUAUCCACCAUUUUUUUGCCGACGCCCCAUGGAUUCUGAAGGAAAAUCUACCCAAUCUUCCUCACCUUUGAUUCCAACUACCAAUUCUGCUAAUUAAUAUUAAUAUUAAUAUUAAGGCUCAGAUAAUAAACCCAAUCCCCUCAUUCACUGUCCCUUCUCAACCAAACACAAGUCCAUCUUCUCAGUCAUCCUUAAUUAAUAUUACGCCCUCACUUCAAGCCUCCAUUAAACUCAUGUCAUUGAAUUAUCAAACUUGGUAUUCACAAUGGCGAUCCGUUCUUAUUGGAUAUGGAUUCACACAGUUUGUUACAACAUAACCAUCUACACAGCAAAUUCGAUCUGACUAUUGGUAUCGUCAAGAUCAAUUGUUAAGAAGUGCGAUUAUUGCUUCUCUUUCUAAAGAAGUUCUUUCACUUGUGAAUGCUGCUGAAACUUCAUAUGAUGUAUGGACUGCUUUGCAUACUAUGUAUGCUCGUCCCUCUCGAUGUCGUAUUCUUAGCCUUAAAGAAUCUUUGUCUCGGGCAACCAAGGGCUCUCAAUCUAUGACUUCCUACCUUGAGCAUAUUAAGCAAUUGGUCACACCUCUUAAUUCUACUGGUGCAAAUUUGACUUUGGAUGAUGUGACAUUACAUGCUUUGCAGGGUCUUCCUCCUGAAUAGAGAGUUGUAUUGUUCUUGCCCACCCAAUAGCAAAAUCGUCCAAGGUUUUACUAGGCAAAUAGCAGAAGACUGCAGCCCUGGAUUCUUGCUGCUUGGAAGGUUUGUGCAACUACUUCAAGAGAUCAUACCAGAAGAAUAACACUGGAUCAUAUCAAAAGAAUAAUUCUAAGCCCCAGAUGAUCUGUCAAUAUUAUGAUAAACCAGGACAUGUUGUCAAGCAAUACAGAAAAUUGAAGAAUGCAUUCCCUUGGCUAGCAUCUUCCUCCAUGGUUGAUUCCGUUGAUCCCAAGCCAAUGGCCAAUGUUGCAAAUGCAACAGCUAUGGGUAAUUCAAAUUGGCUACUUGACUCGGGUGCUUCUCAUCACAUUACGAGUGAUCUAGAAAACCUUUCUCUUCACUCGGAUUAUACUGGUGAUGAUGUUAUGAUUGGCGAUGGAAAUAAUUUAAAAGUCACACACUUUGGCUCUUCUCAUCUUCCUACUCCUAAAUGUCCUUUAUAUCUUUCCGAUGUUCUUUGUGUUCCACAGAUAAAGAAAAAUCUACUUUCUGUUUAUCAACUAUGCAAAACGAAUAAUGUUUCUGUAGAAUUCUCACCUUUUUCAUAUGUUGUGAAGGCCACCCAGUCCUGCAUCCUCAUACAACUGCUCUCAUCCUCGGGCUCUUCAUACUCAACUUUCUUCUGCUACAGCUUGGCACAAUCGACUUGGUCAUCCGUCUUCUCCUGUUUUAAGUCGCAUUUUAAGUUCUUUAAAUGUCUCUCCUAGAGUAGUCUCUUCCAAAUUCUUUUGCAAUUCUUGUAAAUGCAAUAAAAUGCACAAAUCUCCAUUUGGUGUUUCAUCAGUAAAAUCAUAUUCUCUAUUAGAAUUUGUAUAUCUGAUGUUUGGGGCCCUGCCCCUGUUUCCUCUAUAGAUGGUUUUCGAUAUUACAUUAUUUUUGUCGAUCAUUUUACCAAGUAUAUUUGGCUGUAUCCAAUGAAAAAGAAGUCUGAUGUCUCUAUUAUAUUUCCUAAAUUCAAGGCUCUUGUUGAAAAGUUUUUCGCAACACCCAUUGUCACUCUUUACUCAGAUAAUGGUGGUGAAUAUAUUUAUUUAAGAGACUUCUUCACCUCUCAUGGCAUUUCUCAUUUUCUUACACCACCAUAUACACCGGAAUACAAUGGGACGGCAGAACGAAGACACUGUCAUAUAGUUGAAACCGGUAUUACUUUACUUCAUUUAGCUAAGCUACUGUUAUCCUUUUGGUCUUAUGCAUUUCAGACUGUAGUGUAUCUUAUUAACAGACUUCCCACACUAUUGCUUCAUAAUGAUUCAUCAUACUUCCGUUUGUGCUCCAAAUUAUCAUAAAUUUUGGGUAUUUGGUUGUCUUUGUUAUCCCUGGUUGCGUCCUUAUUCUCAAAAUAAAUUUGAGCCUCUAUCUUCACCAUGUAUUUUCCUUGGAUACUCUACAAAUCAAAGUGCCUAUAUAUGCUAUGAUCUUCAAAAGCACAAGAUAUAUGUUUUCCGUCGUGUCAACUUUGUUGAGCAUGAGUCUCCUUAUUCUAAAUCUCUUGUAAUUGACAAUCUUGUAGCUGAUAACACUGUUCUCACUUGGGCUCCUCAUUACAUUAUCCCAUUGCCCACUGGCUCUACCAACUCUAUGGCUCCUCCCAGUACUGGUGCAUCUUCAUCUCUUACUCCUUCAUCAUGUAAGGCUUUGGGAACUUCAAACAGUUAUCAAGGUACAACUUCUCUUAGUUCUUCUUCUAUUCUGUCUCCUGCUUCACCAGAUUCAUCAAGUGUACAGGAACAUAGAUCUCUUGCAGUAACAACUGUGGAACCAAUGUCUCUAUCCGAUCCUAUCUCCACUCACUCAAUGCCGUCUUCAUUGCCAAUCUUUUCACCAUUGGCAUCAACUGGAACACCCGAACACAUGGAAAUUUCUGUUUCACCGGCUUUAUCAACUGCUCCCCCUCCACCUCCUUCACAAAAUUCUCAUCACAUGGUUACACGUUCAUAGAACAAUAUACAUAAGCCUCUCACCCAACUUUGUCUUUUGGCAUUUGUAAAUGCGUCUGGCCAUCCUAAUUUGCCUACACUUAAAAGUGAACCAAAGAGUGUGACUAAUGCUCUUCAGGAUGCUGAUUGGUAUGCUGCGAUGCUUGCUGAGAUCGCUGCUUUGAAAAACCAAGGCACUUGGACCCUUGUUCCUCGUCCCCCCGGUAAGAAUAUAGUUGGAUCUAAAUGGAUAUUCUGAGUGAAGCAAAAUGCUGAUGGCAGUCUUGACAAAUGCAAGGCCCGUUUGGUUGCUCAAGGUUUCGCUCAACGGCCAGGUAUUGAUUAUAUUGAGACUUUCUCAUCUGUUGCGAAACACACCACUGUUCGGGUCAUUCUCUCUAUUGCUGUCUCUCAAGGUUCGGUACUUUGUCAAUUGGAUGCUAACAAUGCCUUCUUGCACGUUACCUUAACUGAAGAGGUAUAUAUGGUACAACCUAAAGGGUUUAUUGAUACAAGUAGGCCAGAUUAUGUCUGUAAACUACACAAAUCAUUGUACGGUCUCAAGCAAGCCUCUCACGCUCGGUAUUAAGAGUUGUCCGAUUAUUUAUUAAGUUUGGGUUUCCAGGUGUGCUCCUCUGAUAAUUGCUUAUUAAUUUUCUCUGUUGCUGGGGUUGUUUUAUACCUCAUUGUC